GUGAGCGAGCGAGCGGCGGCGCAUGCUUCAUGAAUGAGUCCCCCCUCCACCGCCACAGCAGGUCGGACCCCCCCCCCAUCCGCCUGCACCCCGAUGCCCGUGUGGGUGCGCAGCCCGGCGGCGAACAGUAGAGGAGCCAGCCGCCAAUGAGCCCGGACGGUAAACACUCGGCACCGGAGCUACAUGACCGUUUCAUCCCAUCAGGAACCACACGACAGGAUAAGAUGCUUGAUGGACUCAGGCGGAGGCAUGCCUCCCGGCCCUCCUCCAGACCCCUGUCACUCAACUUCAGCACCUUCUCUGCCCCUCCCCCGAGCCCCGACAUGGACAGCAGCAGCGAGCAUCCAAUCAGGAGGACUCUGCACCGGCUGAAGCUGAUGAGCUCCCCCAGCCUCAGCGAGCUGGGGAAGAGCGAGAAAAGUUCUCCAGAGGACAGAGGAGAGAAGCAGAAGAGGGCAGGAGCCAACGCCACCUGGAACAGCAUCCACAACGCUGUCAUCGCAGUCUUCCAGAAGAAGGGUUUGGCAGAUAACGAACUCUACACGCUCAACGAAGGUGUCCGGCAUCUGUUGAAGACUGAGUUGGGGUUUUUCUUCACAGAAUACCUUCAGAACCAGUUGCUGACAAAAGGCAUGGUCAUCCUGCGGGACAAGAUAAGGUUCUACGAAGGUCAGAAGUUACUCGACUCUCUGGCAGAGACCUGGGACUUCUUCUUCUGUGAUGUUCUCUCGAUGCUGCAGGCCAUCUUCCACCCGGUCCAGGGGAAGGAGCCCUCUGUCCGACAGCUCGCGCUGCUUCACUUCAGGAACACGAUAGUCUUGAGUGUAAAGUUAGAGGACGCCCUGUCUCGACCUCGGGCCCGUGUGCCCCCCUCUGUCACACAGAUGCUGCUUAUUCUACAGGGGGUCCAUGAGUCCCGUGGUGUGAAUGAGGAGUACCUGCGGCUGGAGUCCUUGAUUCAGAAGGUUGUCUCGCCCUACCUGGGCACGCAUGGGCUUUACUCUGCAGAUGGUGCCGAGGCCAAUUGUUGUGUUCUGGAAAAGCGUUUACCGUGGGGCUGGUCCAAGUCUGCUGACCAGCCGUCUAAAAACCCUGUGGUACGAUCGAAAAGCUACAAUAUCCCUCUGCUGCUGACCCCUGUGGCUGAGUAUGACCCAGAUGCCAGCUCUGUUGGCAGCGGAGGAAUUCGGCGCCACUCGGCCUGUGAGAUUAUCACAUGCCUGGAGGAACAAGGUCUGGCCUACGCAGACUUGGCCUCAGGCUCUGAACUGUCUGGCCCCUCCUCCAACAGGCUGUGUGUGGGCUCUCACUUCAACGGUAUCGUACAAGCGGGGGCGAGUGCUAUGGCAUUGCCUCUGUCGUCUGCCUCUAUCCUUCCCCUUCAUUCCUCAGGAGCUCUGCACGGCACUGAGGCCACGACAACAAUGACUGAUCUCAGUAAGGGAGCGUCCUCCACACCGCCCAGUGAAUCAUCCAGCCCUGAAACCAUAAUUGGACAAGUGCUAGAGUCUGCAGACUCAGACUCAGAUGGGAUAUUUAUUGAUUUCCCACCUCACUCUGCGGAGUCGAUGGGGUACAGCCGCGAGAGCAGGCAGAGCACUGUGUAGCUGUGGUUGCCUUUAGGAACCCCCCCGCCCCCUCCUCCUCAUUCCAGUGUGUACGGUAAUAAUCUGUGAGACAGAUUUAAGAAAUAUCACAACUACAUUUCAUUAAAGUGGUACCAUCUUCUUUUCUUAUGAGUCCAUUUCAAGUGCUUUCACUGGUGAGUGAAAACCUCGCAACUCUUAAGUUUUCAACUUUUUAAGAACUAAGAAAAAAAUCUUUGUCCAACAAAAUACAAAUGCCAGUUGACUUAUCGUUAAAGGACUGAAAUGUUUUACCAGGUAAGGUUUCUCUAUAAACCUAAAUAAAUCAGAUUAUGUCCUUAAAGGUCCAGUGUGCAGGAUGUAGGGGCAUCUAUUGACAGAAAUUGCACAUAAUAUUCAUAACUGUCUUCAUCAGUGUGUAAUCACCUGAAAAUAAGAAUCCUUGUGUUUUCGUUGCCUUAGAAUGAGCUGUUUAUAGCUAUACUUGAAGCAUAUCCUGUCCCACAGAGCCCGCCAUGUUGUUCUACAGUAGCCCACGACGGACAAAUCAAACUCUAGCUCUAUAUAGGUCCAUAGUAGUUCUUCUACACGCUUGGCACACGUGAGAAGUUUGAGUUCCGCAACCUCACCACUAGCCAUGUGCACAAUUAGACUGGUAGAUAAAGUCAGCACCAGAAAUACUGGCAAGUUAAAUUUAUCAUUUAAAUUAUUAUUAUUUUAUUGACACACAUUUAAACUGCAUAUUGACAUAAUUUGCACUGAAGUGUCAUGUCUUCCUAGUCAAAUGUUGCUUUAUAAAAAAAAACAAAAAAACGAGCAUCUGUUAGCUGCUAAAUGCAGGAAAAAAAAUAGCAAGGUGUAAAGUUGGACAAAUAGGACAUCUCAUAGAAUCACAGUGGUUGGUGGUAUUUUAAUUUUAUCAUGUGAGCUGUUGUCAUGUUAUAUAGGGUAACACACAAGGCUCAUAAAGCAGAGCGCAAGUGCCACACAUUUCUGCGGCGUUUAAAUACGCUAGGGUUAUUGAAAAAUGUGAUUAACAAUUUCAAAUGGCUCUUGUGAUAUACCCAACAACUUUUUCAGUUUAAACCUUAAAGUUUAAAAUGUGCUUAAUUUUGACUGUUUUCAUUUUAGAGACGUCAGUCAUUAGGAACAUCCCUGUUUACCACGAGAUGCAAGUACUACACACACUGGACCUUUAGGUGAUAAAUCAAUCAUAAAUUAAAGCAUUCUAUAUUUUUUAUAUUGACAACAAAUCCCUUGAAAAGACCAAAAUCCAGAGUAAAGUGAUCCCACAGGUUUCGCCUCUGUGACCAAAACCCACUCUUAUUCCACUGACCUUGUCACCUCAGACCUUGAAUUUUGUCCGAAAAACGACUAGAAACAAACAAUGAGUCACACAGCUGCACUGACAUGUUUCUACAUUUGAUUGAACAUGAGCACUGUAGUUGAUUUUGAUUGUUGGAAGUGUAAAUGCUCACUAAUCAACAAAUGUGUCUUAAUCUGUGUCUAAAAACAGUCUCGAACAAAUGCACUAUUUACUCCUGUUUAAGUAACUUGAGUAACUAAUGAAAACUGCAGUGUUCAGCUUUUUAGAGGAACUAUUCAGCCUUCUUUAAAUUUAAACUGUAUAUGUGACCCAUUUUAAAGAUUUAUGUCUUCAAUAGAAACACAUGGGUUUGGGGCUGAGUGUCACAGACAUACCAGGAGAGUUAAAGUAUUGAGGGAGAGACUAAUACAUUGAUGGUUUUUGGUCUUUACAUGAGAUUUAUUGACAAAAUAAGAAAUACACAGUAUAGUCCAUAUUAUCCUUUGACCCACAGAGGAGCAUGUAAUCCCUUAACUGUAAUUAAAAUCACUAAACUGGAGUUAUGAGGUUUUCAAACAGCAUCAGUUUUCUACCUCUGCUGAGGAGGUGGCUAUUACAGCCGUCAUUUACAUUUUUACUUUGGAAAAAUGACAGAAACUUUGCUUAUUUAUCAUGGAUUUGUUUUGUAUAUGUUUGUCUUUUGAGCCUCACAACAGUUUUAUAUUUUCUGUUUACACUCUGUCAUCUGCCUCUGGGCAGUAACACAGUAAUGAGGUCUUCUGCUCGCUGUUUUGUACGACAUCUAAUGAAAAUGUGGACUGUUGGAAUUGUUUCUAUUGUCAGCAGUGGUAAUAGAGGUCUAAUGCAAACUCCUCUUAGAGCGAGCAUCAGUGUGACAGCUUUUCGGUAUUAGCUCUGUACAGCGGGAGUUUGAGGAAUGACGAUGUUUAUUGUUUACAUUUGAUAAAGACAUGAACAUUUUGACUGAAUGUCGUCUCACACUGUAUUUUGCACCACCACUACCUUGUAAAUAAAAAUGCAUUGUUGGUUUUUAGGACAGCUAGAUCGUGUAAAGUGAGCUUUUACCUUUAAAUGAAUUGAGAUUUUAAUAAGGGCUUUUUAACGGAAUCUUUUUCAAAUGAUGUUUUACCUCAAGCGUUUUGUACUUUACUUUUUUUGACAAUCUAUGAUGUCUACGGAGUUGUACUUUGUAUUAAUUUGUUAUACUAGCCCAGUAAAAAUUAAAUAAAUUUUAAUAGUAUUUAAAAA
Messenger RNA from Epinephelus lanceolatus (giant grouper), 4161 nucleotides. RefSeq names its product proline rich 5a (renal) (gene prr5a). The record is from RefSeq and is a predicted model, not a curated record. Gene Ontology annotation, biological process: TORC2 signaling. NCBI's taxonomy places the organism in Eukaryota, Metazoa, Chordata, Actinopteri, Perciformes, Serranidae. Gene Ontology annotation, cellular component: TORC2 complex.